Molecule: messenger RNA, 544 nt
Organism: Danaus plexippus (monarch butterfly)
Lineage: Eukaryota; Metazoa; Arthropoda; Insecta; Lepidoptera; Nymphalidae
Product: allergen Tha p 1-like
Exons: 3
Coding region: 50-421 (123 amino acids)
Source: RefSeq, a predicted model, not a curated record
AGACAGUUGGGCUUUGAUAGAUCGGUGACUCUUCGGAUUUUUCAUCAUAAUGAAGACAAUAAUAUUCUUAGCUGUAAUCGCGUUUGCGGUUGCUGAUCCCGAGUUGUAUGAUGUUGUUACAUUGGAUAUGGAUAAGAUGGAAAAAGACCCUCAGGAAUUUAAGAGCUUAAUAGACUGCUUAUUGGACAGGGGACCGUGCACGCCUGUCUUUCAAACCUAUCGAGGUAUAGUUCAAGAAGCCACUGAAAAUAUUUGCAAGAAAUGCAAUCCGUACCAAAAACGUGCUUACUGGCAUUUCCUGAGGAUACUCAGAACUACCAACCCAGUGGACUACGAAAACUUCAGACAGAAGUUCGAUGCCGACAAUGUUUAUGUCGACAUUUUAGAAUCGGUACUGAGGGGAUUUGCAAAUCUGAAGUAAAAGUAAAUUUAUUAUGGAUUUUUCAAAACUGUUUUUGUUACUAUUAUAAAUUAUAUUUUGAUGACCACUGGCAAAUGGCAAAUGGCAAACCAACAAUUUGAAACUAUGUUGUGACAAUAAACU